AGAAUCUCUCGGAUCUCGGCGCGGACUACAAAACCAUCGGGCCGUGUCGAUGGCCCCGCCCGACGUGCGUUGCGCUAGCAGAAGCAACUGCCCUGCUUCUAUACGCGGUAUGAGCAGAGCAUGGCGGUUACCGUGAGAAAACUGCAACCGCCGAACGCAUUGCUGAGGUAGGGGUUACAUGGUCUGAUUCAGCAACAGCACACGAUGGAGAGUACUACGGUUGAGCCCGCCACCUUCCCAGCUCUAACCAAAACAUCAAGUGGCAUAGCCAACAAUCUCUUGACUGUCGUCACCAGCAUCAGCUUCUCGGACAAGCUACUCAUCACUGUCACUCAAGCCGGCAAGCUGGCGCACUGGGUACACGUUCCAUUGGCCACCGCCUCGCUUGACCCUCUUAAUCCGACAAGCAACAGUAGCUUUGCAAAUGCGGAUCCGGAGAAUGCACUGCUGCCAAGAAGCGACCUUACAGCUACUACGGUUCUUGGAGGUACGAAACGGGAAGACGAAGUCAUCGGGCAGACGCUGUGUACUACCGUAGCAUCUGCUAUACUGAUGAAGCGACCCGGUGAGGAGAGACUGCUCGUUAUGGGUCUUGGCUUACAGGACGCUACAUCGAUAGCUCGACAGGGUUUUGGAGAAAUCGUUGGAUUGAUUCUGGACUGCCUUUGAGGAUGCCAGCCUUAUAGAAGCCGUCUGACUCUGAAUGUCCUGCGAAUAAUGGCUGGCCGCCAAAAGGGCGCAACAUAUACGUCAGACAUUGACCCUGAAGAGUGUAGCGACGACCAAACGCUUCGUCGACGAAGCUGCGCAGCUAAUGGCUGUCCCCCAACGAAGCAACAGGCUGAGACAAGAUGCUGCCAGUUUGUUGCACGGCAGCUGGCGUAGGUUAAGACGAACGUCCGCCGAGGUGGCGUAAGGCAGGUUCACGACAGCAUUAGCGA
This is a messenger RNA of Baudoinia panamericana UAMH 10762, 941 nucleotides long. RefSeq lists its product as uncharacterized. Bases 205 to 669 code for a protein of 154 amino acids. NCBI's taxonomy places the organism in Eukaryota, Fungi, Ascomycota, Dothideomycetes, Mycosphaerellales, Teratosphaeriaceae. The transcript has a single exon. Gene Ontology annotation, biological process: proteasome assembly. The record is from RefSeq and is a predicted model, not a curated record.